GGUCGGCAUUUGCGGCCCAAGACUGGAGCCAUCUACGGACCCUAUUAAGAAGACUCUCGCUGCUAUUACAAUAGCUAUGGCAACAAAACCUGUUGAACCUCUGUAAAAUUUUAUACCCACUAGUCCACUGCAAUGUCAAUCUCUUUCUCAACUCUUUGUUCUCCAACCCCUCCAUCUCUUCUUUCCAAAUCCCCUCGAAAAACCCGCUUACUCGCCUCUCACCGUACGAAUUCUCUUCCAUUAGACUCUUCCCUAAAACCCCGUUUAGAUUUUAAGCUUACAAAUAGAUUUUCGGAGAAGAAUUCGAAACUUUCGUUAGGUAGAAAUUUAGGGGUUUUGGUUAAAGCUGAAAAUGGGGACAAGGGUGUUGGUGAGGAAGGUGAAAAUGAAGCUAGGGGAUUGAGUACUACGCCUGAGAGGUUUCGAUAUUUGAUGCAAGAAGCUCCUGAUCCUCCUGUUAGGUGGCCUUACUUUAUAGCACUGGGUUUCCUUGUCUAUGCUUGGAGAACUGUAUUAUGGGAACUUUAUAAUUGGAAAAAAGCUGCAACCGGAAUAUUUCAGUUCCUAGGAGACCUCUCAAAACUUGCUCUGGCCCUAGUUUUCCAUUUCAUAGGUGAUCCAGUCACAUCUGUGAUCAGGUUUUUUGAGGAUUCCUUUUAUAAUCUCCGAGCUUUAUACUCUUGGGUAGUGGCAUGUACUCCUGUCUCCGAGUUUACAACAAUAAUCAUCCUGGUGUCUGCAGUAUGUGCAAUUGCAGAGGCUACAAAUUCAGAGGCAGUAAGCAGCCAACCAUAUCUUCUGACAGUAGCAGGCAUCACUGGUUUUGCUGCUGUCAGAGGCGUCAUUUCUGAGCUAUUCUUCUGGACACUCUUGACAGGGUUGUUUGGAUUUGCUCGGUUUGUGAAGAAACGAGAUUACGUUUCAGCUGCUUUGCCUGCCGCAGCUGCUCUAGCCGCCGUUGGAGAACCCUGGGUUAGAGUUAUAGUGAUUGCAUUAUAUCUCACAUUGGCGAUUGUUAGUCAUUCUAAAAAGCCCUUGGAGGAAAGAGAAGUUGAAGCUACUACAACAGGUAGAAAGGUUCCUAUCCCACUGCUCUGUGCAGCAUUGGCUAUUGGUAUCCGAGUUGCUGCUAAAUGGGCUGGGUACCGACACCUAACAUGGAUGAUAGUAUGAUUGAAAUGGUGUCCCAGUCUUCAAAUUGUAAGAGCAAGUCCAAUGCAAGAUGCAAAAUAGCUAUAGCUAUUGUUAUAGUUUAGCACCAAAAAAUGUUUUUUGUUGCUAAAAUAGAACUUCAACUCCAAUGCUAGAUGCAUUUUGCAUCCAAAUAAUUCCAAAAUUAAGUAACUUUGGUCACUCUCUCCUAAACUUUGUUUAAAGUUCACCACUAUACAUACCACUUAUAGUUAGUUGAUGAUGUGGCAUGAAUGCAUAAAUGCAUCUUUGGUUUCAAAUUUAGAACCAAGGAUGCAUAUAUGCAUCUUUGCAUCCAAAUAUAGAACCCCAUUGGAGUUGAGAUUUUUAGCAUUUGAUUUCAAAUUAUAGAAAUGACACCACUUAUAACAUUGCAUUGGACUUGCUCUAAGAACUAAGAAGCCAGCCUGGUGUAUGUCUUUAGAUGAUAGCUAAGGCUACAAAUUUAUGUUUUGAAAUCAAAAUAUGUAUUCUGCUAGUUCCGAAGUCGCAGCUUUUUACAAUUUUGUGAGUUCAAAUAUUGAAUAUUUAAAUAAAUAUUAUUUAAAUAUUUUAUAAUUCUAA
This is a messenger RNA of Daucus carota subsp. sativus, 1755 nucleotides long. RefSeq lists its product as uncharacterized. The record is from RefSeq and is a predicted model, not a curated record. The transcript is spliced from 2 exons. The coding region runs from base 133 to 1173 and encodes 346 amino acids. Lineage: Eukaryota; Viridiplantae; Streptophyta; Magnoliopsida; Apiales; Apiaceae.